This is a messenger RNA of Somion occarium, 1645 nucleotides long. The record is from the annotation of a GenBank genome assembly. NCBI's taxonomy places the organism in Eukaryota, Fungi, Basidiomycota, Agaricomycetes, Polyporales, Cerrenaceae.
GCAGGCCGCUUGAGUGGCUGAGACGUUGUAGAGACAGCCCUCUGAAUCUAAAUGCCGCCUGGAACAACCGUUUUUGGGUCCCGGUUUGAAGACGGAGAUUCAGAUGACCUAGACUGCCUUCCGAAUCAUCACAUACCUCAUGGCAAUGCGCCAACCUGCAGGGUCUCCACCUAUGAUCAAGCGAAAUCCGCAGAUCCUGGAUCCUGCACGAUAGCAAUGACCGCAACAGUUCUCAGCAAGGGGCAUUUGGGAUUACUCCCGUUCCAUUCGAUUCAGAUGAUCAGGAAGCAGAUUGGACCUUGCGACCAUUCAUCAGAACGACGUACAUGUUCGCAUCUUAAAGAUUUACCCCUCAUUCCUCCUAACGUCGGGCAGCUUACUGGACCACUUCUUCUGGGUCAUUUGUUCAACUGGGGUCUCUUCGGCGCGCUGGCUGUGCAAACAUACAUCUACUACAUCGCUUUUCCUAACGACCGGCUGCUCCCAAAGAGCAUUGUUGGCUUCACCUUCAUAACGGAACUUCUGCAGACGCUUCUUGCGACUCGUGAUGCAUUUCGUGACUUUGGGACCGGUUGGGGCAAUAUGGAGGAGUUGGACUCGGUAGGCCUUCUGUGGCUCAGCGUGCCAGUCUUGGGCAGCAUCAUGUGCUUCACGACUCAGGCAUUCUUUGCAUGGCGUGUCUGGAUCCUGAGUAAGAACAAACGGAUAGUGGGAAUUAUCAUGGUUCUUGCUUUAACGUCUUUUGUUGUUGGUUUAUACUCUGGCGCUUUCACUGUUAUAAUUGGGAAGUUCUCGGAAGUGCAGAAACGGGCUUAUAGGACCACUUGCGUAUGGCUCGGAGGCACAGCGCUUUGUGAUAUGAUUAUUGCCGGGAGUAUGAUAUUUUAUCUACACAGGACGAGAACCGGAUUCCACAUGUCACCUACCAUUCUAAGCAAAUUCAUCCGCCUCACUAUCGAGACAGGUCUCACCUGUGCCACCAUUGCGAUCGUAGAUCUUGCGCUCUUCCUCGGGUUCCAGCAAAAUAACUAUCAUCUCGCACCCAGUAUUGCUCUGAGCAAAUUGUACGCUAACAGUCUGCUCGUGGUGUUGAUGACAACUGAGCAUGAGGCGUUGGCAUAUUUCAAUCGGGUUUCGUCCUUUCACGGCAAGACUGGUACCUCCGCCAUAGCUAUAUCUAUUUCUCACACAAGGGAAGCCGACGUGGACGAUGUCUCCAGGGGAAAGCGCAUUCCUAUGACAGAUAUGAACGACGGGUCCCAUAGAGCCAAUCAAAACGAUGUUCUACACUUCACCUCCGCCUCCUCCGCCUAGUCUUAUGCACGCUUGACGCUUCUAGAACUGCAAGAUGCACCUGAACUUCAUCUCUCCAAAUGUCGGGUGUCCGGCUUGUAUGCGUCGGUUGUUGUCAAUCAUGUGAAUUCGAAGGAACUAUCUUUACGUGCACAGUGAUCGAAACAGAAACGGAUGUCCGGACCAUACCGUGUUGUUCGAGAUUUCUGUGCUUCAAGAUGUUUAUCUAGAGUCUCCAUAUCAAAUGAUGAAUGCGGUACUUCCUGUGAUCACUCGUAUUUGGGCGAACGUCGUGCUCAGUGGGGUGAAAUGCGAGCAAUGUUGAGCUCCUAUAUAAAUAAGCAUCGACACC